Messenger RNA from Cricetulus griseus (Chinese hamster), 3850 nucleotides. Lineage: Eukaryota; Metazoa; Chordata; Mammalia; Rodentia; Cricetidae. The record is from RefSeq and is a predicted model, not a curated record.
ACCACCUUGGAGUGUACCCUGAGACCAGGCUUGGUUUACAACAAAGUGAACCCUAUCUUCCACCACUGGAGCCUGGGGGACUGCAAGUUUGGGCUGACAUUUCAGAGUCCUGCAGAGGCUGACGAAUUCCAGAAGAGUCUGCUGGCUGCGCUGGCUGCCCUCAGCCGAGGCUCCCUCACGGCCUCCUCCUCCUCCUCCUCCUCCUCCCCUUCCCAGGACACUGCAGAGACUCCCUGUGCUGGACCCUUGACAUCCCACGUGGACAGCGACUCCUCCUCCAGUCACAGCCGCCAGGAGACUCCUCCCACAGCUGUUGCAGCUGCCAUUGUCACAGUGGAGUCAACAUCUGCCUUCCCUCCAGCCACGCCUCCACAACGGAGACGCUCCUCUGCUCAGAGCUAUCCUCCGCUUCUACAGUUCACUGGGAUUCCAGAACCCUCAGAAUCUCUAGCUGGGCAUGGGAGCCAGGGCUGGGGCGGCCGUGGCUAUGAGGACUACCGGCGAUCAGGACUACCGGCACCUCUUCCCCUGUCGACCUGCGUGGUGGGCUUUGCCAAGACUGGUGCAUUGAGGGGUGCAGCACUGGGUCCCCCAGUGUCACUCCCUGCUCCUCUCACUGAGGCUGCCCCCCCAGCACCCCCUGUCUGUCCACCCCCAGGUCCAGGCCCCACCCCUGCUCCAGCCAAGGCCUCCCCGGAGGCCGAGGAGGCCGCACGGUGUGUGCACUGCCGAGCACUCUUCCGCCGUCGUGCGGAUGGGCGCGGUGGUCGCUGCGCAGAGGCCCCGGACCCAGGUCGCCUGCUAGUGCGUAGGCUCAGCUGCCUGUGGUGCGCGGAGAGCUUGCUGUACCACUGCCUGUCGGACGCCGAGGGCGACUUCUCGGACCCGUGCGCUUGUGAGCCAGGGCACCCACGCCCUGCUGCGCGCUGGGCUGCCCUAGCUGCGCUGUCCCUGGCAGUGCCCUGCCUCUGUUGCUACGCGCCCCUGCGCGCCUGUCACUGGGUUGCGACACGAUGUGGCUGUGCGGGCUGCGGGGGUCGCCAUGAGGAGGCUGCACGGUGAGGAUCGUUGGGCUGGUUUGAAAAUCGGUCUGAAGACCCAAAAAUGGGAGGGCCCAGAACCCUGAACUCCGUACGAAACCUAAAACCCAAACUUAGGUACGUCUGGAACUUGGAGUUUGAAUGGAUUUGAGAGAUCCCAGAUCUGGUACCUGAACCCCAAACCUAGGAUUAAGAUCCCAGACCCAGCGUCAUCAGGAUGUCUGUCAAGUGGACCCAGGAGUCCUGAAUUCUGGAUUCUCCCUCCCUCUUCCCCACUGAGGAGACUCGUGCAAACAUUGCAUCUCAGAGGGCCCAGGAACUCUCACCUCUGAGACCCAGGGAUCUUGGACCCUGACUAUCUAAAUACCCAACCCAGACUCCAGCUCAUACUUGACAUUGUAAACACUCGUAUCACAGCUCCCAAAUUAAGUCAGGAGUUGCUAAAACCUGAUCCUUUAUCAAAUGACUUAGACCUUGAGGCCAGAGGACCCAGAAUCACCAGAAAACGGUCCCUGAAUUUUCACCUGAGACCUGGUAUAAUAUAUCUACAUCUGGAUGUUCUUAUAGCCCCAGAACCCGGAAACACCAGGAUGGUUUGGAAUCACCAGACACUGACCUGAAGUCCACUCACUCCUGAGAGUCCACAGAUCUUACCAUCAGUUCAUAUGUAAGCGACUCACAGUAGCCCUCAUACCCCAGAUUUAAACUGCACUAAGUCUUCAGAUAUCCUCAAAUAAGAGGUGUUUUCUGACCAAAAUAGCUUGGGAGGCCCUUUUCAGAGCUCAGCAAGGUCCAGAUGUCAGACACCAAGAUGUCCUAGGAGCCGGGAACUGAACACCUGCCCCUCAAGCCAGCAGUUCUUGAGAACUUGGGUCUCAUGGAUGGUCUCUGAGAUGGUCUGGUACCCUCAGAUGUAUGGCUGAAGGCCACCAGCACUUUGAGGCCAAUGCACUGGUUUCAAGUGCUUAGAUAGCCUUCCAGUUUCCCCGGGGCCUGACUUUCAAGAACCCAAAUGUUCUGGAAAUAUUAGCUUCCUUCUGUCAAUGUUCCCUAAUCCCUGUCCAGCUGGGUGGGAGCCUGGAUCUCAGAAGAUGCAGUGGUCAUGGUAACCCCGGGCCUCUCAUCCCUUGACUCUCAGCUCUAGAGCAACCCCAAGGUGCUGUCAAAAGCACUGGGUCUAAGACUCUGAGAUGCCAAUCGGCCCCUGGGUGCAGGAUUCAAGCCCCCACAAUCUUGAGAUUGUUUUUGGCCUGAGACCUUGGUCCCUCUAUACCAGAGACAUUCCGAAGCAAGAUGCCCCAGGGCCUUGACACCUUUAGAUGCCAGCUUUUCUAGACUUCAAAGUACUUUUAGACUGAUGGAGCCCUCGGAUACCUCGCCACCUUGACCCCCAUGAGUCCUGCCAUCCAGAGGCCCACAAAACCACAAAGCCCCAACAACACCCAGAUUUCCUCUUUAUCCUGGGGGGACACUUGCACCAGUGUGAAUUGCUGGGAUCCUGGACCACCUAGAAGUUCCCUUCUUUCACCUCUGGGGUCUGGCUUUGCCACAGAGGAUCCUACAAGCUGUCUGCUAAGCAGAGGCAGGUAACUGCAGGGGUCAAGCGGGAACAUGGGAGGAAGCCUUCUCUUCUCUACUUUGCACAACAGUAACUUUGGGGCUGGCUACUGCUCCACUGAAGGCCCCGCCAUCCCUAGCCUUGCAGAUCUCCCACGCUGUAACCCCCAGUUCAUUCAGAUCCAUCUCUUGGUAACCCCUUCUGUCUCCGUUGGGAAUGGCUCUGGAAAGCUCAGCACUGUUUCAUGAUGGCAUUUCCCCACGCGUUUCUCCUGGAGAAGAGGGGUGCCCCAGCCUCUUUUUCCCCAAGAGUGCGGUGUCCACUGUACCUAGGAUCUGGUGUCCUGGAUAGGGCAACCAAGGUCUCCGAGCCAAGACAGUCUUGAUGGAUUAUGGGGCUUAGGACCUACAUCUGGCCCUAAGUACCUGGGAAUGUGCACCUAACCAACCAUUCCUCAUUACCCAGGCUUGGACGGCCUUGUGGGGACUCAAGGGAUUACGAUUUGUGUCACUUCCUUUAAAUUAUUAACUAUUUAUUGUAUCCGGAACCUGUGAUUCAGCUCUCCCAGCCAGACCCUGGGAUGGGAGAGAGAAAACGGGGAGAGGGAGGUGCCCCUCCCUUCCCCACUCUGUCUAGCUCUCAUCACUGUCAGACCCACCAGAGCUGAGGGCGGAGGGACUGGGGGCUGGGGCAGCCUGGGUCCCCAUCCCCCUCUCUGUGCCUCGGUCUCCCCCCUUCCAUGGUGAGCGGGGGGAAGCUCCAUUCUUAACCUACCUCGUUUUGGGAAGGGGUGGGAUGGGGGACCAGAGUGCUGUAUGGUGCUGUGAGAUCUUUGGGUUAAGCAGUGGGGACUGGGGAAGGUUCCCUAGUCUCCAUCUCCCGGUACCCCCCUCCCAGGUCCCCAGCCCUGUUCCCUGCUGACACCCACCUCUGAUCCAUGAUUCCCUUUCAUUGCCCCCGUACCUGGGGUCCGUGGCAGGCUGAACCCUGGGAGCCAGGGAGACCUCAGACCCUGGAGCCCCCCAGUUUUCCAGCUGCUUGCCCCUCAGAUUGGAUGCUUGCCCACCCCCCAGAUUUUGGGGGACGCACGCCAACAUAUAUCUUCCUGGUCAUGAUUCCAAGCCAGUCUGUGACCUCAAUAUUGUUAGGGUCAGUGCAGGCUGAAGUGGAGGGAGGAUGGGGCCAAAGACUCAGCCUUGUCAUUGGGGGAGGGGCACUUGAGAUCUGCUCCAAGAAAUGUCUGUGACAGUGU